This is a messenger RNA of Formica exsecta, 1413 nucleotides long. RefSeq names its product ras-related and estrogen-regulated growth inhibitor-like. The coding region runs from base 179 to 790 and encodes 203 amino acids. Gene Ontology annotation, molecular function: GTP binding; GTPase activity. The record is from RefSeq and is a predicted model, not a curated record. Lineage: Eukaryota; Metazoa; Arthropoda; Insecta; Hymenoptera; Formicidae. The transcript is spliced from 4 exons.
CAAAAUUAUUGCCUAAAAAUGAUAUUUUUACGUUAAUUUUCUCUUGCAUAAGUAGAUACAGCUGUAACAAAUGGAUAAAAUAUAGAUCACUGUGAUAUAUACGAGUUCGAGGCGCGAGAGUAUCCUGCGGGUUGUCAUUAUAGUUUGCCAACUCAAUUAUAUCACGUACAACAUAAUUAUGUCAACGCUUGAAUUAGUUACAUACACAUAUAACAUAUAUUUUCAUUAUAUUUCAGCACUGACAGUAAGAUUUUUGACGAGAAGAUACAUCGGGGAAUACGAUCAUCAAUCAGAAACUAGAUACAAGCAUGAGGUACUAGUCGAUGGCGAACCUAUUCUUUUUGAGAUUUUAGAUACAUGCCCAAAGAGUGAGGAUGAAUUGCCAUCAAUGGAAACUUUGCAAUGGGCCGACGGUUUGCUGCUGGUUUAUUCGAUAACAGAUAGAAACUCUUUUAAUUUUGUUAGAAAGGCAAAAGAAGCUCUAGCGGUGGCUGAUCCUGAAGCUGCAAUGCCUCUUGCUCUUGUUGGAAAUAAGGCUGACAUGGUUCAUUUACGACAAGUCAGUGGUGAAGAAGGAGAAAUAUUAGCGAAGGAUUUUGAAUGUUGGUUUAGUGAAAUAACUGCUGCUGAGCAGGUUGCUCAAGUCGCGGAAUCUUUUCACGAAUUAUGCAGAGAAGUUCUCGCAGCUAGAAGAAGAAAUAAACAAUCUUUGCUGGACAGAAUGCUUGGUAGUAAAGCAACGCGUGCUUAUUCGCGAGGAAAAAGUGACUCUGCUCUACCGAAAGAAUAAGAUCGUUGUUCCAAAUAUUUGCAUAUUGCAAAUAUAAGGAAAUGAAUGUCCUAUGACGAAAGAUCAAUACAACUGUGUUUUUAAAAAAUUGAAAAGUAUGAAAAACAGGACAAUUCAAAAUUAUAAUUUUGUUAUAUAAUGAAUAAAAAAGAUAAAACUACAAAUGCCAAAGAAAAUAUCAUAGUUUCGAAUUUGUACAGUAAUAAGAUUUAUAUGUGUAUUGAGUAACGUUUAGAAUGUACAAAUCUUUAUAAAUAAUAUUUUUACAAUAGAAAAAAUAUCUAAAGCUCAACUAAAAUUAAAAUUACUGAAAUGUGCUGAAGAAAUCUAGAAGUUAAAAAAAGUUUAGAAAAAGUUUAAAAAAAGCAUAAUACACAAAACAGUCAACAGUUUCUAAUUUUUAUAAUUCUUAUAUUAUACAAAAUAGUAAUAUAUUUUGUAAUUUUUUUAUCGCAUUAGCAAAUGAAACAAGUAUUGCAUCUAAAGAAAGGCUGAUUGUGUGUGACCAAUAUAAAUAGUAUAUAAAUUUAUUAUAUAAAUGUUGAGAUUCUUAUAAUAUUCUAUAUUUAUUUUGUACUUAUAAUAAGAGAUAUCAUGUGACAAUAAAAAUGUUUUACUUAUUU